AUGGCGCCCUGGCUGCAGCUGCUGUGGCCGCUGUGGCUGCUGUGGCUGCUGCCCAGCGCCGUGCCCGCCCCUGCCCAGCCCCGAGCAGUGGGCGCUCGGGCCUGGGGGCCGCCGGACCCAGAGCUGCUGGGAGCCGCCCGCUUCGCCCUCAAGAUGUACAACCACGGCCGGGCUGCGGGCGCGCAGGCCGUGCUGGGGGCCGUUCGCGGGCGCGUCCGCCGGGAGGGUCAGGGGUCGCUCUACACCCUGGAGGCCACCCUGGAGGAGCCGCAAUGUCAUGAACCCAUGGUGUGCCAACUCCCUGUGUCCAGGAAGACCCUGCUCUGCAGCUUCCAGGUCCUGGACGAGCUGGGGAAACACAUGCUGCUGAGGCGGGACUGUGGUCCGGUGGAAACAAGAGUGACAGAUGACGGAAAUGAGACUUUGACAUAUGUGCUCCCGGGGUUGGGCAGGAAUUCCUCGUCCCAGGACUUUACUGUGAAGAUGGCGUCAAUCUUCCAGAAGUUUAUGCACACCUAUAACCGGACUUACGAGUCGAAGGAAGAGGCCGAGUGGCGUCUGUCCGUCUUUGCCAGUAACCUGAUGCGUGCGCAGAAGAUCCAGGCCCUGGACCGGGGCACAGCUCAGUACGGCAUCACCAAGUUCAGUGACCUCACAGAGGAGGAAUUCCGCACCAUCUAUCUGAACCCCCUCCUGCGGUCGGAGCCCGGCCAGAAGAUGCACAUGGCCAAGUCCGUGGAGGACCCCGCGCCCCCGGAGUGGGACUGGAGGAGUAAGGGGGCUGUUACCAAAGUCAAGGACCAGGGCAUGUGUGGCUCCUGCUGGGCCUUCUCUGUCACAGGCAACGUGGAGGGCCAGUGGUUCCUGAAGCGGGGAACCCUGCUGUCCCUCUCGGAGCAGGAGCUCUUGGACUGUGACAAGGUGGACAAGGCCUGCCUGGGCGGAUUGCCCUCCAACGCCUACUCGGCCAUAAGGAACCUGGGGGGGCUAGAGACGGAGGAUGACUAUACCUACCAGGGCCACAUGCAGGCCUGCAGCUUCUCCGCGCAGAAGGCCAGGGUCUACAUCAACGACUCCGUGGAGCUGAGCCGGAAUGAGCAAAGGCUGGCGGCCUGGUUGGCCAAGAGGGGCCCGAUCUCUGUGGCCAUCAAUGCGUUUGGCAUGCAGUUCUACCGCCGUGGGAUCGCCCACCCGCUGCGGCCCCUCUGUAGCCCCUGGCUCAUCGACCACGCUGUGUUGUUGGUGGGCUAUGGCAACCGGUCUGCCACGCCCUUCUGGGCCAUCAAGAACAGCUGGGGCACCGACUGGGGUGAAGAGGGUUACUACUACUUGUACCGCGGGUCUGGGGUGUGCGGCGUGAACACCAUGGCCAGCUCAGCGGUGGUGAACUAG
Ochotona curzoniae (black-lipped pika) is the source of this 1392-nucleotide messenger RNA. It is a transcript of the gene CTSF, whose product is annotated as cathepsin F. The transcript is spliced from 14 exons. Bases 1 to 1392 code for a protein of 463 amino acids. NCBI's taxonomy places the organism in Eukaryota, Metazoa, Chordata, Mammalia, Lagomorpha, Ochotonidae. Gene Ontology annotation, cellular component: lysosome. Gene Ontology annotation, molecular function: cysteine-type endopeptidase activity. The record is from RefSeq and is a predicted model, not a curated record.